AUUAUGAGCACAAAUUGUAAGUCUCUACCAAACAAGAGUAAUCAUUUGCAUUCUCCAUUAUACUCAAAUGUAUAUUGUAAUACUGGUGUAAUAACUCUUCAAGAAACUUGGUUUUUCAUAUAUCUAAAGAGAACAUUAUAUUCAAUAUUUUUAAACAUGCUAGGAUUUCUUUACCGCAUCGACAACACUGUGUGAAACAAGCCCAUGGUGAUUUUCACUUGUGUUAUUAUUAUUACCUUAGCUGUUAUCAUUAUUAUUAUAUCCAUUUUUGUAUGCUGCAUGUUUUUGACAUUACCCCUAUUGUAAAUGUGGAAACUUUUCUGUAUGAUCAAUUUUAUUUAUAAUUUGAGGAAAUUAGACGCGAUAUUGUGAUUAAUGCUGAAAAUUCCAUUAUGUAUCACAAGUAGUGUCUUUGGAAUGAAGUAAAU
Trichobilharzia regenti is the source of this 428-nucleotide messenger RNA. The record is from the annotation of a GenBank genome assembly. NCBI's taxonomy places the organism in Eukaryota, Metazoa, Platyhelminthes, Trematoda, Strigeidida, Schistosomatidae.